This is a messenger RNA of Daphnia pulex (common water flea), 1003 nucleotides long. Its product is annotated as complement C1q tumor necrosis factor-related protein 3-like. The transcript has 3 exons. The record is from RefSeq and is a predicted model, not a curated record. The coding region runs from base 327 to 902 and encodes 191 amino acids. NCBI's taxonomy places the organism in Eukaryota, Metazoa, Arthropoda, Branchiopoda, Diplostraca, Daphniidae. Gene Ontology annotation, molecular function: protein binding.
AUUGCUUCUACGCCCCAUUCGAAUUUGACGGCAUCACAUUUUCCUGGUGGAACGACAAAGACGGAAACGACAAAUUCUUCUGGGCCGGCGCCAACACGGACGUCCACACCUGCCAGUGCGGCAUCGACGGAAAUUGCGUCGAAUCUUUCACCAAGUGCAACUGCGACUCCGCUGCUCCGGUGCAAUUAGCCGAUAGCGGAGUCAUUAAUGACAAGGAGAUCCUGCCCGUCACCCGUUUGAAUUUCGGCCGAACUGGGCAAGAGUAUUCUUCUGGUGUUCACACACUGGGCCGAUUCGAAUGCACCGGACAAGUGGCCGUCACUGGAAUGCCGACGUCGUGCGAAGAUCUUUGGAGGAUCGGCCACACCCUGAGUGGAUUUUAUUCCGUUAAAGGAGCAAAAAUGGUCGAAAGCGUUUACUGCGAUUUUUCAAAACUACCAAACGAAGCAGGUUUCCAGAAAUGGAUAGGAUACGAUGACGUCAAGUCGGCGCCGGUCUACUUCUACGUCCAGCGGAAUUCUGCCUUCAACACGGCAAAUGUCCCAAUCCCUUUCCAGGUUUCCCGACUCAACAUCGGCAACGCCAUGGAUUUGUCGACAGGGAAAUUCACGGCACCUGUCCCGGGAACGUAUUUCUUCUCUUUUACUGGACACGCCCAAUUUCCCACGUCGUCAUCUAUACUUAGUUUAGAAGUAGGUCUCUAUCUGAACGGGAAUUUCAUCGGGUGUGGGUUUGUGGAAGAGUACAACACUUUAUACGCACAAGAAAGUCCGUUGACUCUGCAAUCGACGCUCAGUUUACAAAAGGGAGAUCAAAUUUGGUUGCAGAUCAAAUUAAUAUCAACGGGCGUGAGUCUCUUCGAUAAUUAUGCCAUAUUUCAAGGGACCCAUUUUACGGGAUAAAUUUUGGAAGAAGAACUUAUUUUUUAAACAUGGUGUGAGAUGGGAAAUCAAUUGAUUUUUAUCAUCUGGAAAAUAAAAAUAAAAAAUUUGUAACUCGCAAA